CAAACUUGAACAAAACCCUCUAAACCCCACAGGGUGUAGCCAUGGAAUUCUCCGAAUUCUUUCAUUUCUUGACAAUUCUGUAUGAAUCCAUCAAACUUCUUCCCAAGAACAGGAAACUCAUGGCAUCAAUUGCUAUACUUUCCCAUAUCCCGCCGUCCAUCCUGUUCUUGUUAUUCAUCUCCUCCGUCCAAUCCUCGACGAACUAUAUCAGAACCUCCCAAUUUCUGCUAAUUUACGUACUUGAAAUAGCUUUCUUUCUUCUUUUCAUCACAAUCAACCACCUGUCUACAGUCGCGACAAUAUUAGUAUCCGCCACAUCUUACAGCGGCAAGAACAUAUCAUUCGAGCACAUAUUUUCGAGCAUCAAAGGCACAUGGAGAAGGCCGCUGCUUACUAGCUUCCAGGUCUCGCGCAGUUCAUCAAACGUAUACUUGUUCGUGCCAUGGGCUUUUCUAGUAGCGAUCGGUUCUCCCAACCCUAUCACCAUUUCCAUUGCCAUUUUUGUUGGGAUUACGUUUAUCGUCCUCCAGCUCUACUCAUCGGUUGUUUGGGCAUUGUCACAAGUGGUUUCGAUAGUCGAAGAGGGUUUCCAGGGAAGAGAGGCAGUGGAGAAAGCUGCACAAGUUGUUGAAGGGCAGAGGCUCCAUGGUUUCAUGCUCAACUUGUUCUUCAGCCUGCUGCUUUCAGCUACUUUCGUGGUCUGCUGGAUGGUGUUGGGUGAUAAAGGGUCAUUUUUUAAGAAUCUAACAAUAUACGGGUUGAUUGUCUUGAACCUUACAUCAUUUGUAAAGAUGUUGCUGUUCAUGGCGUACACAGUGCUCUAUUUCCAGUGUAAGCAGCAGCAUGGUGAAGAGAUAGAGAUGAUUGGUUAUCUACACUACACAAAACUGCCUACAAGCUGCCAGCAGGCUGGGGAAUGAUUUUCACUAAAUUUUUGAACUGUUUAUCGCCAUUUUAGCGAUUUUCAAUUUCUUGCCUGGCCUGUGCUAUUAGGUUUCUAUUGUAAAUCCUGUUGCAUUUUUUAUUUCACUGAAUAUAUAAAUAUUUGAAUAUAUAUAA
Messenger RNA from Sesamum indicum (sesame), 1059 nucleotides. RefSeq lists its product as uncharacterized. The record is from RefSeq and is a predicted model, not a curated record. NCBI's taxonomy places the organism in Eukaryota, Viridiplantae, Streptophyta, Magnoliopsida, Lamiales, Pedaliaceae.